Asparagus officinalis (garden asparagus) is the source of this 1097-nucleotide messenger RNA. RefSeq names its product BI1-like protein. NCBI's taxonomy places the organism in Eukaryota, Viridiplantae, Streptophyta, Magnoliopsida, Asparagales, Asparagaceae. The transcript is spliced from 5 exons. The record is from RefSeq and is a predicted model, not a curated record. The coding region runs from base 279 to 1013 and encodes 244 amino acids. Gene Ontology annotation, cellular component: membrane.
UAAUAAUAAUUUGCGAGGGCAUUGCUUGAGGUUUUAAAUGCGGCGAUCAAGCCAGACGCUAACUUUUCACACGUGGCGCCUCGAGCUUCCGCCACCUGGCCAUUAACCGCCACCGCGAGAACCUCCUCCAGCCUUCACUACCUUUUCUAAAGUUUAAAAGCCCCCAGCCUCAACCAAGGCCUAUAAAAGGCCCCGCUCCGGUCCCUAACCCAACCAUCGGUUUCUUUUCAACCCGUCGCAAAUUUUACGAAGACGACCCUACAAAAAAAAACCCGGCCAUGUAUUUCCGACCACCGUAUAAGGGCGGCGAUGUGGAAACCGGCGGUGCCCGGCCGCUGUAUCCAUCGAUGGUGGAAAGCCCAGAGCUGAGAUGGGCUUUCAUACGGAAAAUCUACGGUAUUCUCACCGCCCAGAUGCUGGUCACCGUCGGCAUGGCUUCAGUUGUGGUUUUCGUGGACCCGGUCCAUGAUUUCUUUGCUACGACCACUGCUGGCCUCGGGGUUUAUGUUCUUCUCAUCAUCGUCCCCUUCAUUGUUUUGUGUCCUCUGUAUUACUAUUAUCAGUCUUAUCCGGUGAAUUAUUUGCUGCUCGGGGUUUUCACUUUGUGCAUUGGAUUUGCAGUUGGAUUAACGUGUGCGUUUACUAAAGGGAAGGUGAUUCUGGAGUCAGCAAUCCUCACAAGUGUUGUAGUGAUUAGCUUAACUCUAUACACAUUCUGGGCAGCGAGGCGGGGCCAUGAUUUUAGCUUUCUUGGCCCUUUUCUUUUCGCCGGUCUAAUGAUCAUAUUAGUUUUUGCCUUGAUUCAGCUGUUUUUUCCAAUGGGCAGGCUCGCCUACACGAUAUAUGGAGGUGUUGCUGCGCUCUUAUUUUGUGGAUACAUUAUUUAUGAUACCGAUAACUUGAUUAAGAGGUAUUCUUAUGAUGAGUAUAUAUGGGCUGCUGUUGCUCUGUAUCUUGAUAUUAUUAACCUCUUCCUUUCUUUGCUUACUCUCUUUAAAGGUAUUGAGAGUUAGGAUAAAUGAAUGUAAUUAUGUAUCAGAUGAUUGUUGUACAUAGAUGAACGCUGCAAGUAGAAAUGUAGGUGUUUCAGCGGGUAA